Messenger RNA from Oryzias melastigma (Indian medaka), 3547 nucleotides. RefSeq names its product aryl hydrocarbon receptor 1b (gene ahr1b). The record is from RefSeq and is a predicted model, not a curated record. Bases 532 to 3027 code for a protein of 831 amino acids. NCBI's taxonomy places the organism in Eukaryota, Metazoa, Chordata, Actinopteri, Beloniformes, Adrianichthyidae. Gene Ontology annotation, molecular function: protein dimerization activity; transcription cis-regulatory region binding; nuclear receptor activity. Gene Ontology annotation, biological process: regulation of transcription by RNA polymerase II. Gene Ontology annotation, cellular component: nucleus; aryl hydrocarbon receptor complex. The transcript has 11 exons.
UUUAUGUAUUUUAUUUUUUCCUGACGUCACCUUUGACCCGCUGCGCGCGCGCCGUCAAAUCAGUGCCCUGGGAGCGCGCGCGCCGGUCUGAGCGAGGAGGAGAGCUGCGGGGAGCGCAGAGGAGGGGAGGACCGACCGACCGACCGGCUUGUGGUUUUUAUUUCCCCAGCCCCCCCUCUCGUUUUUUGCCGUUAAAUUUCAGCGGAACUUUCGUCUCCGGGGGUGCGGAGGGGGGGUGUCUGGACGCACCACCGGAGCGCCGUGGACCGGACUACCUGCGAGGGGGUCGUUACUGUACUUUGGUCCUCCCAUUUCUAUCUUUUUUUUUCUCCCCCCGAAUCGUCAACAUUAGCUUAACUUGUUUUGUCCCGCGCGGGGUUUUCAACGUUAGCCCUCCGUGUAAGUUUCCCGCGAGGAGGAACCGAGAGAAGGACCGAGCUAGUGAUGCUCCGGGAGCCCCCGCGCUCUGCGGGACAGUUGUUGGUGAAAUUCCCCGGCUUCCCCGUGAACGUUGACUGACUGACGGCCAGCAUGUACGCCGGGCGCAAACGCAGGAAACCCGCGCAGAAAGGGGCCAAACCCCCUCCUGCCGAAGGCGCCAAGUCCAACCCGUCCAAACGCCACCGCGACCGCCUCAACUCUGAGCUGGACCGGCUGGCCAGCUUGCUGCCCUUCCCUGAGGAUGUCAUCUCCAGCCUGGACAAGCUGUCCAUCCUGAGGCUCAGCGUCAGCUACCUGCGCACCAAGAGCUUCUUCUCAGUGGCGCUGAAGAACCAGCCCCCUAACGGCGUCAACCAUCAGGACGGGGGCUUUAAGGCGGCGGCGGCUGCAGACAGUCAAAUCCCUGAGGGGGAGCUGCUGCUGCAGGCUCUCAACGGCUUCGUCCUGGUGGUGACGUCUGAAGGCAUCAUCUUCUUCUGCUCCCACACCAUUCUGGACUACCUGGGCUUCCAUCAGACUGAUGUGAUGCACCAGAGUGUGUUUGAGCUGAUCCACACUGAAGACCAGCAGGAGUUCAGGAGGAACUUGCACUGGGCCCUCAACCCCCCGGUCAGCGCGGGACCCCCCAUCGACCCGGCAGGCGGAGACUUGGCGUCCAGCAGCUCCCCCUGCCCCGUGAGCUACAACCCCGAGCAGCUGCCCCCGGAAAACUCCUCCUUCCUGGAAAGAGCCUUCGUCUGCCGCUUCCGCUGUCUGCUGGACAACUCGUCCGGCUUCCUGCCACUGAACAUCCAGGGCAGACUCAAGUUCCUCCACGGUCAGAGCCGCCAGCCAAGCGACAGCGAGAGGGGCUCGCCGCCGCAGCUCGCCCUGUUCGCCAUCGCCACGCCCCUGCUGCCUCCGGCCAUCCUGGAGAUCCGCACCAAGAACAUGAUCUUCAGGACCAAGCACAAACUAGACUUCACCCCCAUGGCCUGUGACGCAAAGGGUAAAAUCGUCCUGGGCUACACCGAGGCGGAGCUGAGGGUGCGAGGCUCCGGAUAUCAGUUCAUCCAUGCCGCCGACAUGCUUUACUGCGCCGAAAACCACGUCCGGAUGAUCAAGACGGGCGAGAGCGGCCUCACCGUCUUCCGGCUCCUCACCAAGGAGAACAGAUGGAAGUGGGUCCAGGCCAACGCGCGGCUCGUCUACAAGAGCGGGAAGCCAGACUACAUCAUCGCCACCCAGAGGCCUUUGGCGGAGGAGGAGGGAGGCGAGCAUCUGAGGAAGAGGUCCAUGCACCUGCCCUUCACCUUCGCCACGGGGGAGGCGCUGCUCUACCAGACGGCUCACCCGCUGCUCGGCUUUCCCGACCCCUGCCAGGACAAGGCCAAAGGCGGGAAGCCCAAGAAGAGCAAAGUGGGCGGCGGCUCCUCCUCCUCCGAGGAGCUGAACCCAAAGUCGCUGCUGGAGGUUCUGAUGAGUCAGGACGAGUCGGUGUACGUCUGCCAGCCGGAUCCGGAGCCCAAGACGUCCAUCAGCGCCCUCUGCGGCAGUUCGGACGGACUUGACGGUUUGUUAAGCAGCAGCUGGAACGCGGCUCCCAACGGGGAAGCGGCGGCGGCGUGCGACGGUAAGCCGUGCUUCGACCCGCUUCUGGCCACGCUGGACUCUCUGUCUCUGGACGGGAGGGAGGCGUGCUCCAACAGCGAGCUGUUCAGCGCCCUGGAGAACCUGGGCCUGAACGCCGAGGACCUGGAGCUGCUGCUGCUGGACGAGAGGAUGAUCCAGGUGGAGCUGGACCCCGCCCACAUCCCCACCCUCACUGACUUCCUCAGCAACGACGAGAUCCUCUCCUACAUCCAGGACUGCCUGGAGAACAGCGGCCCGGGGGAGGGGCAGGAGAGCCGGGGCGGGUCGGCGCCACAGCAGCCCGCCGCCGCCCCGCCCAUCAUGCAGCUGUCGCAGCAGAUGCAGCAGCACAUGAAGGCUCCACCCGGCGACCCGGUUGGGGUUCCUCACGCCGCCUGGCUGGAGAACCACCAUCACCAUGGAAACCACAUCCACCAGCUGAACGGACAGCAGCCGCCCCUCCACCCUCUGCUGGAGCCCGCUCAGCACUGGAGCCUCCAUCCCGGCGCCGGAACCGCGCAGCUGGGCUUCCAGAACCCGCUCCAGCUGCCCGUGAACGGGUCCUGCGUCCCCAACGGGCACGCCGUUUUCCCGCCAAACGUGGAGCUCGUCCACCCGGAUUACAGCGCCGCCGAUUCCUUCACGGCGCCGGACCCCUGCGGCCACCAGAACCCCGCCGCCUGGAACUACCAGCUGCAGGACCAGAACCGCAGCCCGGCUGCCGAGCUGGAGCAGCUGCUGGCUCUGGCGGAUCCACAGCUCGGCCUGCCGCCCGCCGAGACCUACGGCACCUUCGACGCCACGCCACACCGCAAGGUGGAGAACGGCUGCCUCCACGGCGCUGCGAACGGCGCCUACGUCAGGACCUGUUUGCUACCCAACGCCAACGGCGCGGCGCCGUGCGACCUCGGGGUCUCCUGCUCUGACCCGCGGCCGGCUCUUCAUGACCCCCAGAAAUCCGGAUUCUUUCUUUGAGGCGACCAGGAGACAGAAACCCUGCGGAGGGUCUCUGAGGAGUACUGAAGAUCUGUUUUUACCGGAGCUCCGCCCAGAUCAGAUUCAUGUCACAGCAGUGAACACACAGGAGCGUCGUCUUUGUUUCGCCACUGAAAGCUUGGAAACAAUCAGAUUUUUGAGCCGGAACUCAUCGUUUGCUGAUUUUUACAAACUCAAGUACUAAAGGAGGAGGACCUGCUGUGAGGCGUCCACUCACAGUCUUUUAAAGCAUUUGAAUCCAGGAAGUUUGUCGCUGGAAUUCACAGCAGAAGAGAGGAUACUUUACUCAAACCAGCUCGACUUUGGACCGUCAAAGCUACCCGGUUUCCUCUUCUGCCUGGACUCAUCGACAGUUUCAGAUGGGUCGACGCUGUCGGGCCGCUCGGUCUGAGGCCCGACAUCACUUGAAGCUGCAGGAGGAGAACCGUCUGAAGCUCUGAAGGAAAGGCUCGGUAAGCCGGUAGAGUAUUUAAUAAAAAAAAAAAAAAGAACUCGAGUG